This is a messenger RNA of Salvia miltiorrhiza (redroot sage), 1922 nucleotides long. RefSeq names its product 29 kDa ribonucleoprotein A, chloroplastic-like. Lineage: Eukaryota; Viridiplantae; Streptophyta; Magnoliopsida; Lamiales; Lamiaceae. The transcript has 3 exons. Gene Ontology annotation, cellular component: cytosol. The record is from RefSeq and is a predicted model, not a curated record. The coding region runs from base 86 to 1030 and encodes 314 amino acids. Gene Ontology annotation, molecular function: mRNA binding.
AAAUAUCUGCUUUUCUUCCUCUCUUAUAUGCUCAUUUCCGAAAACAGAAACCUCAGCAAAAACCUUAUCUUUACACACACUAACCAUGGCUGCUGCUUUGCUCCACUCCCUUUCCCUCUCCUUCGCUCCGCAGACCCUAUCCUUCGUUGCCGCGUCUUCUAUGGCUCCUUCUUCUCUAAAACCCCUCGCAAUGCCGAGACACUUUCUCUCUCUCUCUACCAUCGGCAGCUACUCCCACCCGGCUUCGAAAUUCGUCCGCAACGUCGCGAUUUCGUCUGAACUGGGCGAAGAGGUGGAGGAGGAAGAGGAUGAAGGGACGUCCCCGCAGCCGAAUUUCUCGCCGGAGUUGAAACUCUUUGUGGGGAAUUUGCCUUUCAAUGUCGACAGCUCUCGGCUUGCUGGGCUGUUCGAACAAGCCGGAAAUGUUGAGAUGGUUGAGGUUAUCUAUGAUAAGACUACAGGAAGAAGCCGAGGUUUUGGUUUCGUGACUAUGUCUACAGUGGAGGAAGUAGAAGCUGCAGCUCAACAAUUCAAUGGUUAUGAAUUUCACGGUAGAGCUUUGAGGGUGAGUUCCGGCCCACCGCCUCCCAAGGAUGAAAACUUCUCGUCACGAGGACCCAGGGGAGGGUCAAGUAUCGAUAACACCAACAGGCUUUAUGUGGGUAACCUUGCAUGGGGUGUUGACAAUCUUACACUUGAAACGUUGUUUAGUGAGCAGGGGAAGGUUAAGGAAGCAACAGUUGUCUAUGACAGAGACAGUGGUAGGUCAAGGGGUUUUGGUUUUGUGACGUAUGGUUCGGCUCAAGAGGUUGACAAUGCUAUUAGAUCACUGGAUGGCAUGGUGAGUACCCUAUUUUGUAUGUACGUACGGGUGAAUACUUCCGUAUACGUAUGUAAAUAUGUGCUUUUAUAUGUACUAUUUUUCUUCGGAUUUUUUUUGUUUGUCUAUGUUGAUUUUCACUGCUAUACUUGGUGUGUGAAUUGCAAUAUUUAUCUCGUUAUUUUCCUCUUCUGCAAAGUAAGGGGGUGAAUAUUAGCAAUAAAAUCUAGCUUAUCUGAUUUGGAACUAGCGGAAUAUGCCUUUCCAAUUUAUUUUCCUUGUGAAAUAAAUCUUCCUUGUUUUUCUACACCAUAAGUAUACUUUACCCUCAAUUCUCUUAUAGAAUCUUGAAUUCUCAUUGAAAUUUGUUGGAGCAGGAUCUCAAUGGUAGAUCUAUUCGAGUUAGCAGAGCUGAAGCCCGUCCAAAGCGUGAAUACUAAUGGCUUAAUCUUGCAGCUGGGAUAGCAUAUGUGGAGGUAUUCUAUUCAACUUAAUCGUCUCACAAAUUUUGGCAUGAUAAAAGAGCUAUAUUCUGAGGGAUUACUAUAUUAAGCACACUAAAAUUGUAGUUGGACAUUUUUUUUGAAGCGGUAAUCAUAUCUUCAAGCAAUGGAACAAUCUCCCAUUUUCAAGUUUUUGAACAUUCUGAUUUUGUUUAUAUCAAUCAAAGGAGACUUCUUCUUUUUUCCUAAUCUCCUAUCCGAAUUCUGCAUCAGAAUGUAAAGGCUCAUGUGUUGCAGUCCCAAGGUCUCGUCCUCUAGCGCUCUCGACAAGAAAUAGAAGAUCUUGUUACUUGCAUCAUCAUCUGCAGUGGUGGCGUUUAGGCUUAUACGGCUCCUGCAUUCAGACCAAGAGGAUCUGGAGUUGCAUCGAUGUUGUUUUGAGUGUGUUUCUGCAAUGUGAUUCUGUAGUUGGCUUUGCAUUGUGGAGAAAUUUUGUGGCUGUGUGAUGAAUAAGCAGGUUAGCUUACUUGUAGAUUCCGACACGAAGCAACUUUCCCCUUGUAAGAAGUUUGUAUACGAUGAAACUCAAUUCUUUUUAUGGCAACCCUCUGAUUCCUUAAUUUGAAACAAUAGUAUUAUAUAUAUGCUUUCUUUCUAAA